AUGACCAUUCCCCGCGUCAUGUGGAACAUGCUCUCGGGCGUCGUCCGGCGCCGCGUCAACAAGCCCGCGCCCGGCUGCCUCAUGGACCGGCCGUCGAUCUGGAAGACGCGCAUUGGCUUCAUCGACACGGAUCUCAACGUGCAUCUCAACAACGCGUCGUACUUGACGCAAAUGGAGCUCGCGAUCUGGUAUGCUGUCGCACACACGGGCAUUCUCGAUCGCGUGCUCGCCAAGCGCUGGUACUUCCUCAUUGGGUCCCAGGCCAUCCGGUACCGCCACCAGAUCCCGCCGCUGCGCCCGAUUGAAGUCCACACGCAGACCAUCUACUGGGACGACACGUGGGUGUACCUGCAGGCGCGCUUUGUGUGCCCCGGCACGGGCAAGCUCUACGCCGAGGGCCUGAGCCGCAUCACGCUCCGCCAUGGCCGCGACACGGUCCACCCGACCAACAUGUUUGAUGUCGUGUACCAGACCAAGACGGGCGAGAAGCAGUACGUGCAGCCCGAGAUGCCCGAUGUCAUCCGCGAUUACCUUGCGUGGGACGCGUCGUCGGCCGUGAGCAUGAAGGAGUAUUCGCUCGAACCGACGCCGCGCCUUCCGCUCACGAGCUCGUUCAACUUGCCGUGGGAGAAGCUCUAA
Molecule: messenger RNA, 639 nt
Organism: Saprolegnia parasitica CBS 223.65
Lineage: Eukaryota; Oomycota; Saprolegniomycetes; Saprolegniales; Saprolegniaceae
Exons: 3
Coding region: 1-639 (212 amino acids)
Source: RefSeq, a predicted model, not a curated record